Sardina pilchardus (European sardine) is the source of this 720-nucleotide messenger RNA. It is a transcript of the gene tmem244, whose product is annotated as transmembrane protein 244. Bases 95 to 619 code for a protein of 174 amino acids. The transcript is spliced from 6 exons. NCBI's taxonomy places the organism in Eukaryota, Metazoa, Chordata, Actinopteri, Clupeiformes, Clupeidae. The record is from RefSeq and is a predicted model, not a curated record.
CCCAGCCCUUGUCCAGCACCGUGUGUCUGCUUCACCUGUGUCUGCCAUAGAUGUCUGCUGCCUGCCACCAUUAAAGAAUCGGGGCGGAAGAUUCAUGUUUUUGGACUACUGUUGCAGGUGUUGCUCAGUCACUUUCAUCAAGCGCCAUGGACAGCUGCCGGUCAAUAGCAAACUCAACGACACUUGGAUUGUUCUCCAGAACUUGUUAAUGUGCAUGGUGUCUUUCUAUGCACUUUACUUCAUCGCAGUCAGCCUGUGCAUAGGCAUAUUCAGAGUGGAGGACGCUGACAGCCUGUUGGCUCCCUUCGACUACACAACCCAACCAUCAUGGCACAGUCCCAAAUAUUUAGUGUGUGUAGUCUCCACAGAGGUGACUUAUAUCCUGGGAGGCCUGCUGUUUGCCUGGAUUGUGGAAGAAUGGGUGUGGGAUUACGCCAUAACAGUCACACUGCUGCAUGUUGGCCUGACCGUAGCAGUUAUGUCGGAAGUCCCAUCCACAGAACACUGGUGGAUGGCACUCGGUGCUGGCCUGGUUAUGAUGAUUCUUGGGGGACAGAUACUAGCAUACAAACUGUUCCGCAAUAAUUUUGUAUACCCAGCUGACCUCCAAAACUUCUGAUGCCAUUUUUGACUCCGUAUGUACAGAUUAAGGAUGCUGUUUUAUAUUGUUUUCUACAUCAAAUACCAAAGGUAGUUCUAGGGUCUCUACAUUUCAAAGGA